AUGGCAAACGAUAUGCUGAGGUUCACGGACGUCCCGGAUGAGCCUUUGUUCCAAGAGCAUAGCGAGAUGGAAGCGGGAAACCCUUCAUAUUUCCCAGCCCUCGUUCCCUCCAAGCUCAAACCCUCUCUCAGAACCACCUUUUUCCCCCCCAAGCUCCUCAGCAUCCCCGAGUCCAGCCAAAUCCCCCUCACCCCUCCCCUACCUCUCCGCCCCACGCGGAAGUCCCUAGCUAAUGCCUCAUGGAUGGAAGACGACUUCGUGCCUCAACCUUCUUUCGCACACCGAUUGUCGAGAGCAUGGCAAGUCGUGUUCCCUACGCGAAGGAAGGGACCAAGUGUUGCGGAGGUGGCAAAGGAGAGAUUGCGUUUAGUUCUCUACAGCGACCGCGAGGAAUUCCAUCCUAGGUUAAAGAAGAAGCUGUGCGGAGACAUCGUGACCGCCAUGGGCGAUUUCUUGGACGUCGCUGUGGAGGACGAAGAUGACGUGAUUUUCAGAGUCACAAGGGACCCGGUGGUGGGGUCGAUUUACAACGUCAGCGUGCCGGUGAAACGGGUGAAGCCAGCUCUUCAAAAGGCAUCAUAA
Closterium sp. NIES-65 is the source of this 582-nucleotide messenger RNA. Lineage: Eukaryota; Viridiplantae; Streptophyta; Zygnematophyceae; Desmidiales; Closteriaceae. The record is from the annotation of a GenBank genome assembly.